Messenger RNA from Triplophysa rosa, 4860 nucleotides. RefSeq names its product natriuretic peptide receptor 1b (gene npr1b). Gene Ontology annotation, cellular component: membrane. The transcript has 22 exons. The record is from RefSeq and is a predicted model, not a curated record. Gene Ontology annotation, molecular function: peptide receptor activity; protein kinase activity; guanylate cyclase activity. NCBI's taxonomy places the organism in Eukaryota, Metazoa, Chordata, Actinopteri, Cypriniformes, Nemacheilidae. Gene Ontology annotation, biological process: receptor guanylyl cyclase signaling pathway; intracellular signal transduction; cGMP biosynthetic process.
GAAUGCAGCUCGGCAUGAAGAUGAGGCGGAGCUUCACGUUAGGUAAUGUGAUUUGAGUAAAUCACUGCUGCUGUUGGCACUCUCUUGAGUGACACACGAUCAGCCCGCGGAGAUGAGUUCCUCAGAGGCAGGGAUGUUUUCCAUUCAGAACUGUUAUACUUGUGCUGAUGCUGAGACCAGAAGACAUCAUGUGUAAAAGUGUUCUUGAGCUGUCGGAAGCGUGAGCUGAUGUGAUAUGAGUCUGUUGCUCCACUUUGCGGGAGGCAGAUCGUCUCUGCUGCUUUCGCUCUUGAUGUGCUUUUUGACUCUGCCAAUCUCAACCAAGACCAGCAGGCGCCAAGGGCCCCACGGACCCACACACAACAGCACAGAUGACAUCAUACUGGCUGUAAUACUCCCUCAGUAUAACACUUCCUACCCCUGGGCAUGGCCUCGCGUGGGACCCGCUUUGGACCGCGCCAUCGCCCGCGUCAAUGCCGACCCCACCCUGCUGCCCCGGCAUCACCUCCGGCACAUCUUUGCCAACAGUGAGGACAGAGACGGUAUCUGUUCCGAAUCCAUCGCCCCACUCAUGGCUGUGGAUCUGAAGUUUGAACACAACCCUUGGGCUUUCAUAGGGCCCGGCUGUGACUAUACUUCCUCUCCAGUUGGGUUGUUCACCACUCACUGGGGUCUCCCCAUGGUCACAGCAGGGGCACCUGCUGUAGCAUUCCUGCACAUGGCAAUGUACACGUCUAUUACUAACACUGGCCCCACGCACAAAAAAUUGGGCGAGUAAGCCCUACACCUAUAUAGGCAUUUUGGGUGGCACCAACACACCCUGCUGAUGUUCAGUGACACUAAAAUGGGCGAGAGGGCGUGCUACUUCGCACUGGAGGGGCUGUACACUGAGAUACAGGAGAACAACAUAACCAACGUGGACCUGGUGUUUGAGGAGAAUACAGGGCCUGUGAACUAUUCCGACCUCCUGCACAAGAUCCAGGAAGAUGGCAGAGUGGUGUUUGUAUGCUGUUCUCCAGAUAUUUUCCGUCAGCUAAUGGUAAACUUCCACAGGGCAGGUCUGCCUAAGGAGGAGUUUGUCUUCUUUUACAUUGACAUCUUCGGACGCAGUUUGGACUCCCAACCAUCUCAUCCAUGGUCCAGAGGUGAUGAUGAUGAUGAAGAGGCAAAAGAGGCUUUCCAGAGUGUGAAAAUUCUGACCUACCUGGAGCCCCAGAAUCAAGAGUACCAGGAAUUUGUUGCUGAUCUGAAAUCAGAUGCCAAAAGGAUGUUUAACUUCACAGUGGGGGAUUCGCUGAUGAACAUCAUCGCAGGUGGUUUCUACGACGGUCUGAUGUUGUACUGCCACGCUUUAAAUGAGAGUCUUUCAGAAGGACACGGCCGACCCUCAGGAGAGUCUGUCACAAAAAGAAUGUGGAACCGAACCUAUCAUGGUGUCACUGGUCUGGUGCAAAUUGAUGAGAAUGGAGACAGAGAGACUGAUUUUGCCCUGUGGGACAUGACUGACACCAAGAGCGGCAACUUCCAGAUUGUAGCUGUGUAUAAUGGUUCUCAGAAACAGAUGGAGAUUCUGCCUGAGAAAACCGUCCAGUGGCCCGGUGGUGAGAUUCCACUGGACGUACCCCUCUGCGGGUUUAAGAAGGACAAUCCAGCUUGUCUAACACGAACCAUCGCAAUGCACCAGAUGAUUUCCAUUGUGAUCUUCUUCAUCCUUGUCAUCAUCUUCACUGUGACCGUGUUUAUAUACAGAAAGUUGAAACUAGAGAAGGAGCUGGUGGCUCAGUUAUGGAGAAUCGCUUGGGAGGACGUUCAUAUGAGCAAUCUGGAGAAAGCCAUGAGGAGCACUGGCAGCAAACUAACACUUUCUCUGAGAGGUUCAAACUACGGAUCCCUGCUGACAGCUGAUGGUAAUUUGCAGGUGUUUGCUAAGACUGGCUACUUUAAGGGAAACAUUGUGGCUAUUAAAUACAUCAACAGAAAGCGCAUCGAGUUGACCAGGAAAGUGUUGUUUGAACUGAAACAUAUGAGAGAUGUGCAGAAUGAGCAUCUGACCCGUUUUAUUGGUGCCUGCAUUGACCCGCCCAAUAUCUGUAUUGUCACUGAAUAUUGUCCUCGUGGCAGCCUGCAGGACAUUUUGGAGAACGAAAGCAUCACACUAGAGUGGAUGUUCAAAUAUUCACUUCUUAGUGACAUAGUGAAGGGUAUGGCUUUCCUCCAUAACAGUGUGAUUGUAUCCCAUGGCAGCCUGAAGUCAUCAAACUGUGUGGUGGACAAUCGCUUUGUGCUAAAGAUCACAGACUACGGACUGUCCAGCAUCAGGACCGAGUCGGACACGGAGGACGCCCACUCUUAUUAUGCACGUAAGCUAUGGAUGGCUCCAGAGUUGCUAAGGAUGGAGUGCUUUCCUCCAGGAGGCACGCAGAAGGGUGACGUCUACAGUUUCGGGAUCAUCCUUCAGGAGGUGGCACUGCGCAGAGGAGUCUUUUAUCUGGAGGGAGACUCAAUCAGCCCCAAAGAGAUUGUGGACCGCGUAGCUCUGGGUGAAUGGCCGUACCUACGACCGUCGGUGAACACACAGUCUCACAGCGAGGAGCUGGGCCUGCUGAUGCAGCGCUGUUGGGCCGAAGAACCAUCAGACAGACCAGAGUUCAAUCAUGUUAGUCUGUUAUUACGCAAACAAAACAGAGAGCACAGAAGUAACAUCUUGGACAAUCUUUUGUCUCGUAUGGAGCAAUAUGCUAAUAACUUGGAGGAGCUGGUAGAGGAAAGAACUCAAGCAUACCUGGAGGAGAAACGCAAGGCGGAAGCUUUACUGUACCAGAUCCUCCCUCAUUCAGUGGCAGAGCAGUUAAAGAGGGGCGAGACGGUGCAGGCAGAAGCUUUUGACUCUGUCACCAUCUACUUCAGUGACAUUGUGGGUUUCACGGCUCUGUCAGCAGAGAGCACACCUAUGCAGGUCGUCACACUCCUCAAUGAUCUCUACACCUGCUUUGAUGCCAUUAUAGACAACUUUGACGUUUACAAGGUGGAGACAAUAGGUGAUGCCUACAUGGUGGUUUCAGGAUUGCCGGUACGAAAUGGGAAACUGCACGGUCGCGAGAUCGCACACAUGUCUCUUGCUCUGCUGGAGGCUGUCAAAACAUUUAAGAUCCGUCACCGACCCGAUGAGCAGCUCAAAUUACGAAUUGGCAUCCACAGUGGCCCUGUUUGUGCAGGUGUAGUUGGACUGAAGAUGCCUCGCUACUGUCUGUUUGGAGAUACAGUGAACACAUCAUCACGUAUGGAAUCUAAUGGAGAACCUCUGAAGAUCCACAUGUCGUCGGCCACUCGAGAUGUGCUGGAGGAGUUCAACUGCUUCCAGCUGGAGCUGAGAGGAGAUGUUGAGAUGAAGGGAAAGGGAAAGAUGAGGACCUACUGGCUUCUGGGAGAGAUCAAGAAGAGCGAUUGACAUUGUAAAAAUGAGAGAGAAACACUCCACUGGAUCAGCAGAGACCUAAUGACUCUUGCCGAGCUUUCUGGACAGUUCCUUUGCCCAAAUACACAAUUACAUAACUGUGUACAGCACUGUUGUAGAUGUCAAAGUCUGAAUUUUGUAUAUACAGUGCUGUGAAAAAGUAUUUGCCUAUUUUUGUAUUUUUGCAUAUUUGUCAUGCUUAAAUGAUUCAGAUCAUCAAACAAAUUUUAAUAUUACUCAAAGAAAACCAGAGUAAAUACAAAAUGCAGUUUUUAAAUGAUGGUUUUAUUUAUUAAGGGAAAAAACAAUCCAAACAUUUCUGACCCUAUGAGAAAACGUAAUUGCCCCCCUUGGUAAAUCAUGACUUAACUGUAAUGAAUUUAAUAACUGGGGUAAAUUUCACUAGCCAUGCUCAAGCUUAAUUACUGCCAGACCUGUUGAAUCAAGAAAUCACUUAAGUAGAACCUGUCUGACAAACUGAAGAUAGUCUAAAAGAUCUCAAAUAGCAACACAUCAUGCCGCGAUCUAAAGAAAUUCAAGAACAGAUGAGAAACAAAGUAAUUGAAAUGUAUCAGUCUAGAAAGGGUUACAAAGCCAUUUCUAAGGCUUUGGGACUCCAGCGAACCACAGUGAGAGCCAUUAUCUACAAAUGGAGAAAGCAUGGAACAGUGGUAAACCGUCCCAGGAGUGGCCGGCCUACCAAAAUUACUCCAAGAGCACAACGACGACUCGUCCAGGAGGUCAUAAAAGAUCCCAGAACUACAUAUAAAGAACUGCAGGCCUCUCUUGCUUCAGUUAAGGUCAGUGUUCAUGAAUCUACAAUAAGAAUGAGACUGUGCACAAAUGGCAUCCAUGGGAGAGUUCCAAGGCGAAAACCACUGCUGACCACAAAGAACACAAAGGCUCGUCUCACAUUUGCUAAAAGACAUCUUGAUGAUCCCCAAAACUUUUGGGCAAAUAUUCUGUGGACUGAUGAGACAAAGGUUGAACUUUUUGGAAGGUGUGUGUCCCGUUACAUCUGGCGUAAAACUGACAGAAUUUCAUAAAAAGAACAUCAUACCAACAGUCAAACAUGGUGGAGGUAGUGUGAUGGUCUGGCGCUGCUUUGCAGCUUCAGGACCUGGACGACUGGCCAUAAUUGAUGGAACCAUGAAUUCUGCUCUCUACCAGAAAAUCCUAAAAGAGAAUGUCCAGCCAUCGGUUUGUGACCUCAGCUUAAACGCACUUGGGUUAUGCAGCAGGACAAUGAUCCAAAACACACCAGCAAGUCCACCUCUGAAUGGCUAAAAAAAAACAAAUAAAGGUUUUGGAGUGGCCUAGUCAAAAUCCUUACUUAAAUCCAAUAGAAAUGCUGUGGCAUGACCUUAAAAAGGCUGUUCAUGCUCGAAGACCCUCCAAUGUGGCUG